Centruroides sculpturatus (bark scorpion) is the source of this 4179-nucleotide messenger RNA. RefSeq names its product serine/arginine repetitive matrix protein 1-like. Gene Ontology annotation, cellular component: nucleoplasm. The transcript has 18 exons. The coding region runs from base 263 to 3790 and encodes 1175 amino acids. Gene Ontology annotation, molecular function: RNA binding. The record is from RefSeq and is a predicted model, not a curated record. NCBI's taxonomy places the organism in Eukaryota, Metazoa, Arthropoda, Arachnida, Scorpiones, Buthidae.
CAAAAGUUAAGGAAGGGAAGCAGUAUCAAAAUUGUGAGUUUCAAAAGACAACCUUUCUUAAAAAUGCUGUUAACCUCUGGGUGAUCUAAUGAUGGAUAUUGAUUUUUGUUCUGAAAAUACACAGUAAAUUAUAUGAACUAAUUAUGAACUAAUUGAUCAUAUUCAAUUAAUAAUUCUCUGAGAAAGGAAAAUAAAAUUUUUUUGAGAAAGAAGGAAAUGUGCUUGUAUUUCUUUUGUGUUGUUUUUUCAUAAAAUUGGAAACAUGGAAAACAGCUAUAUUCACCAGUCAGCAGAAUUAUUAGAAUUAACUUUAAAUACAAAUGUGAUUCAAGUUACAAAUGUUGCUCCUGCAGCAACAUUGGAUCAAAUGCAGACAUUAUUCAGUUUUCUGGGAGAAGUAGAUGAAAUAAAGAUGUAUCCUGCUGAGGAUUGUCCUUUACAACCCUCAUCAAGGAUUUGUUAUGUAAGAUAUGCAGACAAAACAAGUGUUGGAGUAGCUCAACAUCUAACAAAUACUGUUUUUAUUGAUAGAGCACUUAUUGUUGUUCCAGUAGCUGAUGUUAGGUAUGUGUCAGGAAGCUGCUGUGCCAUUGAAAUUCAACACCUAGUGUUGAGCAAGGCUGCAGAGUCAGUUUCUGGUGUAGGAGGAUCUCAGGUGAUUACAACUAUUGAUCCUCAUUUAACUGCAUUAGGGCUACCACAAUAUCCACCUUUACCAGCAAACAUGGAUCCUACUAAAAUUGAAGAAAUAAGAAGAACAGUAUAUGUUGGAAAUUUAGAUUCUACAGUAACUGCUGAAGGUCUUUUGAAGUUUUUUAAUCAAAUUGGAGAAGUGAAAUAUGUUAGAAUGGCAGGAGAUGAAACACAACCAACAAGAUUUGCAUUUGUUGAAUUUACAGAGCAAACAUCUGUUGCAAAUGCACUUCAAUAUAAUGGGGUGAUAUUUGGUGGACGUCCAUUAAAAAUUAAUCAUUCAAAUAAUGCUAUUGUUAAACCUCAAGCUAAAAGUUCUGAAGCAGCGCAAAGAGAAAUUGAAGAAGCAAUGAAGAGAGUCAGAGAAGCACAGUCGUUAAUAACAGCCGCAAUAGAACCCGUUUUAAUUUCAGAAUUAGCUGAAAAAGAGAAGAAGAAAGAUAAAAGUAGAAGUCGUUCUCGUUCGCGUUCUCGCAUCAGAUCUUUAUCAAGAUCUCGUAGGAGGUCUCGUUCUCGCUCUCAUCAUAGGUCUCGUUCAAGUAGACGUUCUAGGUCACGUUCCCAUCACAGAUCUCCAUUACACCGAUCCCAUUCUCACAACAGAAGGCAUUCUCGUUCUCCUGGUCAUCAUUCUUCAAGAUCUAAAGUGCAUAAAUCAAGAUCUCGAUCCAGGGACCGACAUUCGAAACGGUCUCGUAGUCCACAUACUCGACAUCAUAGAAGUCGUAGCAAAAGCAAGGACCGGGCAUCUAAGAAGCAUACCAGAUCUCGAUCUCGUUCUAAAUCUCCCUCAAAAAAGAAAUCCAGUAAAUCUUCCAAGUCGGAUUCGAAAAAAGAAAAAGAAAAAGACAAAGAAAAAUCGCCGAAGGAAGAUAAGAAAAAAGAAAAGGAAGUAAAGGAAACGGCGAAAAAGGAAGAACCUCAAAACGAAGAAAUCAAACAAAAUAAUUUGACAACCGAAUUAGAAGUAGCAAAAAUAAUUGCCGGGAUAUUAGAGGAAGAAACAAAAAAACAAAAUGAGAGUAAAAGUGUCAAAACAGAAAAAAGCGAAGUAAACGAGGCGGAACCGGCGAAAAAAGAGGAAGAAGAGAAACGAAAGAAAAGACAAAGAUCGAGGACUCCCAGCAAAUACUCGGUUUCUCCCACCAAGUCGCCGAAGUACAGGUCUUCGAGGUCUCCCUCCCAUCACAAGUCGACCCGAUCGAGUUCGCCGUCUCGACACAAGGCCUCUCGUUCUCCCUCGCGCCACAAGUCAUCUCGAUCGCCCUCGCGCCAGAAGGUGACGCGGUCGCCCUCCCGAAGGAAGACAUCGCGCUCUCCCUCCGGGCACAAGGCGUCACGCUCGCCUUCGCGCAAGAAGUCGUCACGCUCGCCGUCUCGACAGAAGUCGUCCAGAUCGCCAGGCAGACACCAUCGCUCGCACUCGCCGUCCUACGGCCAGAAGCGCAAGUCGCGCUCGCCCAAGCGCUCUUACUCGAAGAGGUCUCCGGCCCGACAGAAGUCUCGCUCUCCCUCCUAUCGCUCGUCGCGCUCGCCCAACCAGAGACAUCGUCGUUCCUCCCGUUCUCCCAAGAGGUGGUCCCGAUCUCCCAGACGACGCUCCAGGUCCAGGUCCCGCUCGGCCCGCAGAGAAUCCAAGUACGAACCAUUUUACCUAUUAUUUAACGUGUGUGUGUGUGUAUAUAUGUAUGACGCUGAUGUUAACGGUUUAAAGAAUCGAAAGGAAUUGUCAAUUUGCUUCUUAUCCUCGCGUUACCGUCCGAAUCUACCAGCACCGACUUUUGGCUCUACAGAGGGAAUUAUCCUGCGGAUGUGGAUAGACGCGGAUAUAUUGUGGGACCGACAUUCGAAACGGUCUCGUAGUCCACAUACUCGACAUCAUAGAAGUCGUAGCAAAAGCAAGGACCGGGCAUCUAAGAAGCAUACCAGAUCUCGAUCUCGUUCUAAAUCUCCCUCAAAAAAGAAAUCCAGUAAAUCUUCCAAGUCGGAUUCGAAAAAAGAAAAAGAAAAAGACAAAGAAAAAUCGCCGAAGGAAGAUAAGAAAAAAGAAAAGGAAGUAAAGGAAACGGCGAAAAAGGAAGAACCUCAAAACGAAGAAAUCAAACAAAAUAAUUUGACAACCGAAUUAGAAGUAGCAAAAAUAAUUGCCGGGAUAUUAGAGGAAGAAACAAAAAAACAAAAUGAGAGUAAAAGUGUCAAAACAGAAAAAAGCGAAGUAAACGAGGCGGAACCGGCGAAAAAAGAGGAAGAAGAGAAACGAAAGAAAAGACAAAGAUCGAGGACUCCCAGCAAAUACUCGGUUUCUCCCACCAAGUCGCCGAAGUACAGGUCUUCGAGGUCUCCCUCCCAUCACAAGUCGACCCGAUCGAGUUCGCCGUCUCGACACAAGGCCUCUCGUUCUCCCUCGCGCCACAAGUCAUCUCGAUCGCCCUCGCGCCAGAAGGUGACGCGGUCGCCCUCCCGAAGGAAGACAUCGCGCUCUCCCUCCGGGCACAAGGCGUCACGCUCGCCUUCGCGCAAGAAGUCGUCGCGCUCGCCGUCUCGACAGAAGUCGUCCAGAUCGCCAGGCAGACACCAUCGCUCGCACUCGCCGUCCUACGGCCAGAAGCGCAAGUCGCGCUCGCCCAAGCGCUCUUACUCGAAGAGGUCUCCGGCCCGACAGAAGUCUCGCUCUCCCUCCUAUCGCUCGUCGCGCUCGCCCAACCAGAGACAUCGUCGUUCCUCCCGUUCUCCCAAGAGGUGGUCCCGAUCUCCCAGACGACGCUCCAGGUCCAGGUCCCGCUCGGCCCGCAGAGAAUCCAAACACAAGAAGAAGAGGGAAGAGGGACAAUCGGAAGAAAAGGACAAAGAGAACAAGAAGAAGAAGAAGGAGGAGACGUCGCAUAAGGAGAGUAAAGUGGUGCGGGACUACGACGAGGAGGAAAAGGGCUUCGACAGCACUCCCGAAGAAGUGGUCCGGAGACCCCCGGAACCGCCCGAAUUUCCCCAAAACGAGAAGCGACAAGAUUCUCUCUCCCCCGUCAAAGUGGAAACCAAGAACAGCGACAGCGAGGGCACUGAUCACAAGCCCGGCGACAUGGACCUGGAUAGCGACUGAAAUGCCGCCUCACUGCCCCGCUUUAUAUUUUAAUAUCGUGUAAUCGCUUAAUUAUUUAAUCAAUAAAAUUUAUUAAGCCACGUCCCAACCCCGUAUUUUACGAAAAUAAAUUGCCAAAGUGUAUUCCUGGUGAUUACGAACGAGUAGAAAGUUCUUGCAGUUUUUUGAAAUAGAAUAAAACGUUAAUUAGUAUUUGUGUUUAGCUGGUAAAACGGGGAUCCCUUGCAUAAUCUGUUUUACAGAUCCCAUCGUGCCACGAAAACGGAACGCGAAAUUAUUAAUAAGUUGAUCGUGUACUUACAUUCAAAAAAUUAUCUUUUAAUUUCGUAUAGAACACUAAGAUACGAAAGCGUGGUAAAAAUUUAAGAAUAAAAAUUUAAAAAAUGCCA